UGCCUGGGCAAGCGGAGGGCGGCACGCAGCCUGGAGCUGGUCGACCAGCGGAGGCAGUAGCAGAUCCCGGCUCCGGCUCCGCGUUGUCCCGGCCGGGCGGCGGCAGGAGGAUGCCGAGUUCCGCGGCCACCCACAGCUGCGCCGCGCCCGCCUGCGCCGCCGCAGCGCCCCGGCCACGCGGACCAGGGGGCUGCGCCGGGUUCCGCUAGGGACGCGCCGGGAUGAGUAGCUCUUUUGUCAAACAUGCACUGGACACCCGAGCAUGCUCAGCCCCUGAACCAGUGGCCGGAGCAGCACCUUGAUGUCUCCUCCACAACCUCAUCGCCUGCCCACAAGUCUGACCUCUACCACAGCAGCCGGCAGCGCUUCAACUACGCCUGGGCCAACGAUGACAUCUCUGCCCUGACCGCCUCCAACCUGCUGAAGAGGUAUGCUGAGAAGUACUCCGGAGUACUGGACUCCCCUUAUGACAGGCCGCCGGGGCUCAACACCUACGGGGAUGGCGCCUUUGGGCCCCUCAACGGCCAGAAGGGAGAGAUGGAGCCUUGGCCGAUGGCGCACAGCUCAGAGGGGGCUUACCCUUUGACCCCGAUGCACGAUGGAUUGCCCACCUCCAAGGGGAUCAUCCCUCCUGCCGUCACCCCAGGGAACAGCCUCGGGACCUCCCCGGUGGUCUCCAGCAAUCUGUCGGACUCCAUUUACCCCAGUAACACAUGCGGGGGACCCCCGACUUCUGGCAGUCUUGGUCCAUCUCAGGAGUACCCUUCAGGCUACAGUGGGGCCUACCUGCCAUCGGGCUACUGCAGCCAACCUGCCUCGGCGCUUCCGCCUCCACACCCGUCCACCUUGCAUAGCUCAGGCCUCCUUCAACCCAGCCACCCUUCCACGGCGCUCGUCCCCAGCUACAGCUCCUCAGGACCCAUGUACAAUUACACCUCAGGCAGCUACCCACCCCAGCCUGGCUAUGGCACCAUUCACCCUCCCCACCCGUCAGCCUCGUAUUUGCCCUCGGGCAUUGCUGCCCCCACCCCCAUCCCUCCCUCCUCUCGGCCCCCUGUCGUCCCUGGGUACAGCUACCAGAGCCCCCUCGCUGUGCCACCCCUCAGCGGUGAGUCGGGGAGCUCUCUGAAAAGGAAGGCCUUUGAUCUCGCCGGCGGUGAGGACGACGGCGAAGGCCGGUAUCGCAAAUACAGCUAUGAGCAACCAAAGUCUCCGUAUCAGAUGUCCGACAGCGGUGAAUGUAGAGGAAAUGGGUUCAGCCGCAGCUCUGAGGUGCCUUUCAAAGGGGGGAAGAGGCCCGCAGGCGUGGCGGCCACCACCGUGGCCUCCGAGGAGCCCGUGGGAAAAUACAACAGCCAGCCCAUGAAAGGCCUGGUGUCUACGGCUUACAGCGUGGGUGAAGCCCCGCUGAGGCCUAGCGAGACCUUUGAGAAGUUCACCCCUCCGGCUGCCAAUGGGGAACAUGGAGGAGAGUCCUUUGCCCUCAGGAUGCAGCCCAAGCCGCCACCCUUCAGCAGCGACAACAGCAGCCAGACUGUGGAAGAACAGCUGAAAGCCAUGGACCCGUUUGUUCUGGAGCUUGUGAACAACAAGAUCAUUGAUUGCGGUCCUCCAGUUCAGUGGACAGACAUCGCAGGGCAAGUCUCUGUCAAAGCUGCCAUCGAGGAAGAGCUGGUGUGGCCCAUCUUGAGGCCAGGGGCUUACACGGGGGCAAGCCGGCCACCCAAAACCAUCCUUCUCUUUGGACCUCGCGGUGUCGGGAAGACCCUGUUGAGCAGGUGCGUUUGCACCCAGCUGGGGUCCACCCUGAUGAAGCUCAGCGGGACAGCCUUGGUCUCCAAGUGGAAGGCAGAAGCCGAGAAGAUCCUGCAGGCCACCUUCUUCGUGUCCAGCUGCCGGCAGCCGGCGGUCGUUCUCCUCACCGACGUGGAAUCCCUCCUGGAAGACGCCGCUGUCCUGAAGUCCCAGCUCCUUUCCUACCUGGAUAACCUUGCUACCUCAGGCGAGCAGAACGUCGUGGUCAUAGCAACCACCACCAGGCCUGGCAACCUGGACGAAGCCACCCAGAGGAGGUUUGCCAAGCGCUUCUACAUCUCCCCGCCAGACAGCGUUGCCCGGCGGCAGAUCCUGCACCAUGCUUUAGCCCAGCAAAACUACUGCCUCAGCGAGAGGGAGAUGGCCUCCAUUGUCCAACUCACGGAGAGCUAUUCCGGCAGCGAGCUCCUCCACCUCUGCCAGCAGGUUGCGUCCAGCAAGCUGCAGAGCUUGCCGGGGCAGCUUCAGCCCACCUCCUACAAGGAUUUCGAAAGCGUUUUCUGCAAAAUCCACCCUGCCGUCUCUCAGAAGGAGCUGGACUUGUACGUGGAGUGGGAUAAAAUGUAUGGGUCGCAGCACUAGCGGAGAGUGACCGGCUUUUUCUUUUUCGAUGGUCUCGGGUCUCUCUGAGUGGAAGCUGUUGGGAGAUUCAAUUUGUUUCUCUUUCUUUUGCUGUUAAAAGCUUUGUCGCUCUGCCUGCCUGCCUAUGAAAGGCAGGCGAUGGGUGAGGAGUCGUCUGUUAGAAAGUCACACCUAAUUUUGGAUGCAAGGACUUCCCCUAGAUUGAUUUGCGUACAUCCCCCCCCCCUUAAAAAAUGUCUGAAAUUUUGACUGUGUGGUGGUUGUUGGGUCUCUAUGUUUAUGAAAAGUAGUUGCUGAAUGAACUCAGGAUAACCUAUUUAUUAUUAAUCUGUUCCCCCAGUCAUCCCUUUCUGUACCAGCAUUGUAAAGUAUUCGGCCAGGUAUUGUCCCCUUCCCAACUCUUUUUAACACUGUACCUCCUGGUUAUUUCUGUAGAGUUCUUAACUUCCAUGGAAAUGGCACGAUGCUGUCAUUCACUGCUUUAUACGCUGAUACAGACUCAUUUCCAGGGGCAUAAUUUAGCCCUUGAUGUUCUUUAAAGCCAUCAAGAGCAUCGUUGUUAAAGCAGAUGGCAUCAAUGGGUUUUAAGGGAAGGCUUUUGGGAUUUUAUUUUAUUUUUAAAUGUAGAUUGUUUAUUAAACUAGCAUCCUUUUUAUUUUUGUAAUGUAUGUAGUGGGUUCUCUUUUUCUUUUUAACUACUCAGGAAAAAUAAUUUACCUCAAAACAAGAAGAAGAAAAAAAAGAAUGUUUUUUUGUUGUUUUUUUAAACUCAAGGAAAAUAAAAUAUGACCUGGAGGGAUUUCAAAUGUGUUUUAACACACACUUGAUUCCCGUUUUAAAAGCAAAAGGUAAGGAGAGGGGGAAAAAAGAACAAGAAUAAACUUGAAGUCGUUACAAAGAUGAAAGCUGAAUGUAUUUCAGGGGCGUUUCACAAUAUAUUAUGUCAUAACUUUAUUUUUAUUUUUUAAAGAAAACAUUUUUACCAUAGCGUUUUGGUGGAGUAAAUGUCUUCAAAGAAUAAGUAUUAGUGCUGUAGUUUUGAAGCCAUGGCUAGUACCACUUUUUGAAGGAAUGUUUCUAUUCAUUUCCAAAUUCCAGGUUGCCAAUCAUUUUUCCCUUUGGUUGUGGCCUCUGAUAGGACCUCUCAAGCUUUGUCACAGCAAGAAAAAAAGCCCCCAGACCACUAGUUCUCAAACUUCCCCAAGUAUAAUUUAUGGGGAAGCAAAUAAAACAGGUGCAAUUGCAUUAUUACAAUUACAUUUUUAAAGUCUGUGUGUAUGUGAAGAGAGGAAAGCAAACGUACAUUUCAGCAUUCGAUGUAGGGCUUCCCAGACUUGGGUCUCCAGCUGUUUUGGACAAUAAUUCCCUUUGUCCCUGAUCAUUGGUCUUGCCAGCUAGGGAUGAUGGGAGUUGUAGUCCCAAGUCUGGGAAACACUGAUUUUUAAUGGAUGAGCCUAAAGACAUUCAUCUCAUGGAGCUUAGUUUGCCCUGUGAAGGCGCCGCUCAGCCUUGACUGCCUGUAAUACACAGCAGAAUACACUUUUGUUCACCUGUGGACGCAUUGUCCUCAUUUACUUUGUCAUAGCCUACAAUAGGUUGCCAUCUUGGUGUGUUCAAAGGGAGCUUCACCAGUUGCAACAUGUGAACUGGCAGUCUAGGCUUUAACAUUCACUGUGUGUGUGUGUGUGUGUGUGUGUGUUAAACUCAAGGUGCAUCCAUUCAUAAAUUACUUCAUAAAGGUGCAACCAUUAAUAAAUUACUUCAUAUGGAUAUUGAGAGGGCUUUAGGCCCAACCUAGCACCCCAAAUUCAGUACUAACCAAUGGUUAUAACUAACGUCCCAUUUGCUUUCUGAAAACAUGUCUUUAUCAAGUCACUCUUGGUCUUCUGCAUUCUUCUCUGUUUCUGUUCUCCAUCCUUUCUCCCGCCUCCUAUUUGCCUGCUUCCCUUAGAAACCAACUGUUGACCCCAUUUUAAGUGUCCAUAGUUCACAGGUUUAGGCUUUGACCCGAAAGAUACAGUCCUAUGCAUGGUGUGGAUUUAUUUCAGAGUCCAAAAACUCUGAAAUAUACCAGAAAAUAUACCAGAAAAGGAAGUAUACCAGAGUAUACUCACUUCCUUUUAAAGGCCAAUAAUAAUAAUAAUUGUAUGUGGUUUCCCUUUUAAGGAUUUCUCACUUGAAUAUAUUACAAGUGUGUAAGGAAAGUCUGCAAGCUGUUUUCGGGAUAAGCUGGUGAAAUAUUAAGUUGAAUGGUAUGUCCAUAAUUUUUGCAGAGUAAGCUUGAGGGAGGGAAGAAAGAAAGAAAGAAAGAAAGAAAGAAAGAAAGAAAGAAA
Podarcis muralis (Common wall lizard) is the source of this 4730-nucleotide messenger RNA. RefSeq names its product fidgetin like 2 (gene FIGNL2). The record is from RefSeq and is a predicted model, not a curated record. Gene Ontology annotation, molecular function: ATP hydrolysis activity; ATP binding; microtubule severing ATPase activity. Lineage: Eukaryota; Metazoa; Chordata; Lepidosauria; Squamata; Lacertidae.